AUGGCGAGCUUCUUUGCGUUUUUCCAUUCCCUCCCCGGGUUCGUCGGAGGGCUGUUCAAGCAUGACAGCACUACUCGUGCACUCAGCGUGGAGCUCUGGGCGGUGGUGCCGGCUGUGCUGGUUUUGGUUCAGUUCGCCGUCAGCUCCAUGGGGCCCCGGCUGGCGAUAGCCCGACAGAUCAAUCCCGGCAUUGAGCUCUUGCGCAUCCUUAGCUACUACUCCGUCAGCUACACGCUGGGGCUGAUGAAGCCGUCCGUCUCCAAGCAAGCACCGGCAUCCACCGGCGACGACUUCUUCCAGAUAUGCGCCGUCCUCAUCGUCACCAUGCAGGACAGCGCCCGCAUCGGCCGGCCGUACAGGCCCAAGGAGAUGUCGCUGGUGGACUUGCUGUCCUCGCUGUGGUCUGCCAACCAACUCCGGUCGCACACGGCGCUGGACCUCAAGGUGCCUCUCUGGGUGAUCUGGUGCAUCCACGCGUCGCGCAUCAUUUUGUACUACAUAUCCUCCAAUGGCGCCGCCGGAGCCAACGGAGAAAACAUGAAGCUUGUCAGCGACUACAUGGCGCUGUCGGGGCGUACGGGCGACAACGCCUCCCCGGAGACCAUGGUCGGGUACAAGUACUUGGUACUUGGGGAAGAUCGACAGGAAAAGAAGAUGGAGAAAACAAGAUUCAGGUUUCUGGUGGAGGAAACGCGGCCAGAGGAGCUCAUCACGGUGGAUAAGGUAUGGACUUGGAGCCGCGACAACCCCGGUGGCGGCGGCGCCCGCUCCAACGACGACAGGUUGCUGGGUAGGCACACCGACAGCGACAACAAGUUCAAGGACGUGUGCCUCUCCUUCGCCCUGUACAAGCUUCUGCGCCGCCGCUUCUACGGGAUCUCCAUGCCGGAGGCCAAGGACCAGUCCUCAAGGCGGCUAGUCUCCGACGGCAUCCUGGAUAACAGCAACGACCCCAACUACGACAGGUUGUUCCGUGUCACGGAGGUGGAGCUAUCCUUCCUUCACGACUUCUCCUACAGCAGGCACGCUGUAGUCUUCGCCCGAGGCUUCCCUUAUCAUAGGCAGCUGCUGUCAACGUGUAUGAUUGGGGCUGUCCUGUACCUGGCAUACGCUGUUCGCGACAUACCCAGCAUAAGCUUGGCCCACUUCCUCAUCUUCAUCGUGGUAUUCAGAGAGCUCUUGGAGAUUUGGGUCUAUGUCAUGUCCCAGUGGAGCAAGGUCUUGGUCGUCUGCCACUACAUCAGGAUCAAACUGAAAGGAAGUGAGGGGUGGCUGCCAAGGCUGCACAGUCGGAUACUGGAGAAGGUGGCGAGGAUCUUGUUCAGGAUCAUCCAAAGAGGACAAUGGAAUCAGGAGAUUCAACAGCACAACCUACUAAUGGCGGCUGCUCGCCUUCAAACACGAAACAUAAGUUUCGUGCAGCUGCGGAGCGAGGUAAAGACAAAGAUAUUUGAGUCACUGAAGGCCCUGAUUAUUCCAGGCGUGGAAGAGAAUGAUGCUUCCACCCAAAUGAGGAACAACGCUGCCUUGACGUCUUACCUUGGGAAUGCCUUCGCCGACUCCGAGGGAUCACUACCACCCCUCAUAGAACAUUUCAGUGACAAGCUCCACGGAGAUACCCACAAAAUUCUCGCAUGGCAUGUCGCCACGAGCCUCUGCCAGAUCCAUCUCCUGGAGGAAGCCAGGCGUGAUCAGGACGGCCUCUACACCCUGCCAACGUCCUCCUUCGGGGACCCCGAAGGUUUCGCCGCUCUGUGGCCGCAUUACAACACCGCGGCCACGCUGUCCAACUACUGCGUGCAUCUGGUGGCGGUGGCGCUGCUGCCGGACAACGGCAUCGUCGCAAGCAAGGUCCUCCACGCCGUGCGGCAAGAGGCCUGGGUCGCCUUGCGCGGUUGCCGCACGUGGAAGCAGACCCACGACUGUCUCAUGGCGAAUGCGUGGGCACCUGACCCAACUCCGGAUGGCACCACCAUCGUCAAGAUCGGCGCGCAGCUGGCGGCGGAGCUCCUAACGAGGUACGGCGGCAGGGACGAGCUCUGGGAGCGCCUGAGCAAGUUCUGGACGGGUUACCUGCUGUGCCUGUCGGCGUCCACCAAAGCGUCCAAGCAUCAGAUACACCUCCAAGGGCGCGGCGAGCUCACCACGCACCUCUGGGCUUUGCUGUCGCACGCCGGCUUCCUUGGCCCAAACAACGGACACGGCCAGCAGCUGCUUGACCCGGUUGACCUCGACUCCGCCUGAGAUCGACCGCCCAUCGUCCAUCUACCUCAUUGUGUGCUUGUGUUUUGUGUUUUACCUACUAAGCAUAGCAUGGUUAUUUCUGUAAUUUGAACCUCUUUUGAAUUAAAUUCUGUAAUUCAAUCUUGUUUGCACACA
Molecule: messenger RNA, 2379 nt
Organism: Lolium perenne
Lineage: Eukaryota; Viridiplantae; Streptophyta; Magnoliopsida; Poales; Poaceae
Source: RefSeq, a predicted model, not a curated record